This is a messenger RNA of Kogia breviceps (pygmy sperm whale), 1945 nucleotides long. RefSeq names its product ataxin 10 (gene ATXN10). Gene Ontology annotation, cellular component: cytosol. Gene Ontology annotation, biological process: neuron projection development. NCBI's taxonomy places the organism in Eukaryota, Metazoa, Chordata, Mammalia, Artiodactyla, Physeteridae. The record is from RefSeq and is a predicted model, not a curated record.
CCUCGCCGAGCCUUUGCGUUCUUCUGCCUGAGGCGAUCCGGGGCGCGUGCUCUCGCGCUCUCCCACCCCGGCCACAGGCUGCAGCGGCGCAGAGGGCGGCGGCGGCGUCGGCGUCCGGAGGCUGCGAGGCGCGCUCCUCCCCCUUCUGCCUUCCCUCCUGCUCCUCCUCUUGCUGCUCCUCGUCGUCGCCCGCUCGGCCCGAGCUGCGAGCGGCAAGAUGGCGGCGCCCAGGCCGCCGCCCGGCAGGCUGUCCGGCGUCAUGGUGCCCGCGCCCAUCCAGGACCUGGAGGCUCUCCGCGCGCUGACGGCGCUCUUCAAAGAGCAGCGGAAUCGAGAAACAGCACCCAGGACUAUCUUCCAAAGAGUCCUGGAUAUCUUAAAGAAAUCUUCUCAUGCCGUUGAGCUGGCCUGCAGAGACCCAUCCCAAGUGGAACAUCUGGCUUCCAGUCUGCAGUUAAUAACGGAGUGCUUCCGGUGUCUCCGGAAUGCUUGUAUUGAGUGUUCUGUGAACCAAAAUUCAAUCAGGAACUUGGAUACAAUUGGUGUUGCUGUUGAUUUGAUUCUUCUUUUUCGUGAACUUCGAGUGGAACAGGAAUCCCUGUUGACAGCGUUUCGCUGUGGUCUGCAGUUCUUGGGCAAUAUCGCCUCCCGGAAUGAAGACUCCCAGUGUAUUGUUUGGACGCACGCUUUCCCGGAACUCUUUUUGUCUUGCUUAAAUCAUCCAGACAAAAAAAUUGUUGCCUACUCAUCAAUGAUUUUGUUCACAUCCCUUAAUUCUGAAAGAAUGAAGGAGCUGGAAGAAAACCUCAAUAUUGCGAUUGAUGUCAUAGAAGCUCACCAGAAGCAGCCUGAAUCGGAAUGGCCGUUCUUGAUUAUUACAGACCAUUUUCUGAAAAGCCCGGAAUUGGUUAAAGUCAUGUAUGCCAAAAUGAGCAAUCAAGAAAGGGUUACGUUGUUAGACCUUAUGAUAGCCAGAAUAAUGGGUGAUGAGCCACUGAGCAAGGAUGAGAUCCCUGGGUUUUUGAGCCAUGCCGAGCUGAUUGCGAACACUUUUGUGGACCAGUGCAAGAGUGUGCUGAAAUUGACCUCUGAGCAGCAUACUGACGAUGAGGAGGCACUGGCUACAAUUAGGCUUCUUGAUGUCCUUUGUGAAAUGACUGCUAAUACUGACCUGCUCGGCUAUCUACAGGUUUUUCCUGGCUUGCUGGAAAGAGUGAUUGAGCUUUUACGAGUGAUUCGUGUAGCUGGCCGUGACACCGUGAACAUCUUCAGCACCUGUGCUUGCAUAAAAGCAGAAGGUGACAUCUCAAAUAUGGCUGAGGGCUUCAAGUCUCAUCUCAUUCGUCUGAUUGGAAAUCUGUGUUACAAGAAUAAAGAUAACCAAGACAAGGUGAACGAGCUGGAUGGCAUUCCCCUGAUCCUGGACAGCUGUAGCAUCGAUGACAGCAACCCCUUUCUAACCCAGUGGGUGGUGUAUGCCAUCCGAAACCUCACGGAGGACAAUAGCCAGAACCAAGAUUUGAUUGCAAAGAUGGAGGAACAGGGGCUGGCGGACGCGUCCCUACUUAAGAAAAUGGGUUUUGAAGUUGAGAAGAGGGGUGACAAGCUGAUUCUGAAGUCUACUAGUGACACAGCUCAGCUGUGAAUGAACUCUCCAUCCCAAACUGAAUUUUUGGAAUCUGUUUCAUGGAUUUUUCAUCUUCCGCAGUAUGUGAAAUUGCGAGUGUUUGAAGAUUUAUUAAGUACAAAUUCAAGAACCCGUGAAUCUUUUAGACAAUAGAGUUAAAUGCGUAUAAGCUUAAAAGUGAAAGUACAUGAGUAUUCUGUGGUUUCUUUGCUUUAAAAACGUAAUUGUCUGGUUUACUUUUGUCCCCGUGGAUACAACGUGCGUUUAAGUGAUAUAUUGUACUUACUGUGGCCGCAGGUAAUAAAUUCCUCUUGUUGA